AACAAAACAUUAGGUUUGCGAAUCUUUUGUCAAAAUGUAAUUUUAAUUUCUUUUCAUUUAUUGGUUAAUUCUAAUUUUUUUUAUGCUAAUUAGUUGAUUAAAUAUCGGUGAAUUUUCUACUUACAAUUAGAUGGAUUGACUUGCCAGAAGAAAUGACGAGUCCAACUCAUUUUAAUCCAUCCAGAAUGUCGACAUCCAGUGAUGUGAGACCAAUUUCUCGAGCCUCGCUUAAAUCGGCGAAAUCAGAGGCUGUCAAGGUCUGUGUUAGGUGUCGUCCGAUGACGGAGAAAGAGAUUGCUGGAGGUCAUGAUAGAUUGGUUGAAAUGGAUCCAACCAAAGGUAUUGUGACACUUAAUCCGGUUAAAUCUUUAUCUAAUUCAAUGAUUGUUCAUCGGACACCAUCAUCUGGAGAGACGGUUAAACAAUUUACUUUUGAUGCUGUUUAUGAUGUUAACUCAAAACAGGCUGAGAUUUAUGAUGAAACUGUACGACCUUUAGUUGACUCGGUUCUGGAAGGUUUUAAUGGAACCGUUUUUGCUUAUGGUCAAACUGGUACCGGUAAAACUUAUACAAUGGUCGGUGUCCGUGAUGAUCCUUCUCGUCAAGGAAUUAUACCAAAUGCUUUCGAACAUAUUUUCAGUCAUAUUGCAAGAAGCUCAAAUCAACAGUAUUUGGUUAGAAGUUCGUAUCUUGAAAUUUACCAGGAACAAGUUCGUGAUCUACUUUGUAAAGAUCAAUCAAGACGAUUAGAGCUAAAGGAAAGAGCCGAUAUUGGAGUUUAUGUGAAAGAUUUGUCAUCAUUUGUCUGUAAAAGUAUCAAAGAAAUUGAACAUGUGAUGACCGUUGGAAAUCAAAAUCGUGCCGUUGGAGCGACAAAUAUGAAUGAACAUUCCUCUCGAUCUCAUGCAAUAUUCAUCAUUACAAUUGAACAUUCAACUUGCGUCGGUCCAGAUCAAGAAACUCAUAUUCGAGUUGGUAAAUUAAAUCUAGUCGAUCUUGCUGGUUCAGAGAGACAAUUUAAAACGGGAGUAGUUGGUCAGCGACAGAAAGAGGCGAUCAAAAUAAACCUGUCACUUUCCGCUCUUGGUAAUGUUAUCUCAGCUCUGGUUGAUGGUAAAUCUUCACAUAUUCCAUACAGAGAUUCGAAACUAACUCGAUUGCUUCAAGAUUCAUUGGGAGGCAAUUCAAAGACUGUCAUGGUUGCGAACAUUGGUCCAGCAAGUUACAAUUACGAGGAAACUUUAAUCACCUUACGUUACGCAUCUCGAGCUAAAAACAUCAAGAAUCGUCCAAGAGUCAAUGAAGAUCCGAAAGAUGCUUUACUUCGUGAAUUUCAAUUGGAAAUUGAAAGGUUAAAGAUUCUUUUACAGGACAAGAAAAGAAGAGAAAAGUUCACCAUUGGUGCUGAUCUACCGUCAAGUGCUCGUGAUAACAUUGUACUCGACGAAUCCGUCGCAAGUACCAAUGGUGUUGAUGAAGCUGCUGUUGAAAAACUUGCUUCCAAAAUAAAAGCAAUGGAAUCUAAAUUGUUGACCGGUGGUAAAAAUAUUAUCGACCACACAAAUCAACAGAAAGAGCUGGAAGUGAAACGUCAAGAAAUCGCGGAACAGAAACGCAGAGAACGUGAAAUGGUACAACGGUUAGAGGAACAGGAAGAAUCGACUAUUGAGAUUCGAGACACUUUUAGCUCAAUGCAACAGGAAGUAGAAUUGAAGAAACGCAAAUUGAGGAAAUUAUUCGCUAAAUUGCAAUCAGUUAAAAGCGAAAUCGAAGACACAAUGGAAGCCAAUAGUCGGGAACGACGGGAAUUGGAAGAAUUACAAAAUGAUCUGAUGAAGGAAUUGAAACUUAAAUAUUUGAUUAUUGAAAAUUUUAUUCCCUUGGAGGAUAAAAAUGUUUUCCUUAGUCGAGUUACUUAUGAUGAAGAUGACGAGGAAUGGAGAUACAGUCGAUUAAGUAAAGUUGAAUCACUAAUGAUCAAUCAACGACCUGUUGCUCGACCUGGAUAUCUAAGGCCAACAACCGAAUCCGCUCGAGUUGCAUCAACUCUGGGAUCAUGGUUACCAUUUAAAGGGGAUAAUGUGAUUAAAUUUGAUCUAAUUAUGCCCAAUCGAAUAACCAAAGACUAUAAUAUACGAAAUGCACAAAAAUCGGCUUUAGAAUCAGCAUUUAGACCGGAAGAGGAAAUUCUAAUCGAUGCAAGUAACUUACAAAACAAAAUGGAUUCUACUCGAUCUCGACAUCGACACAAAUCGGAAUCAAGUAAACAAUCAACUCGACCCAAGACAAGUUCGCGACAUUCCCGAACCUCAAUGGACCAUCACCCCCAAUCAUUAAGGCCAGACACCGCUGGUUAUAUCAACCACUGGAAAGGAAUAGAAUCUGGACAAUUAAGCGGAGACGAUUAUUAAUUUACGAACCACCUGAAUUAAUCUCAUCAACUAAUUGUUAUAACAAUUCAACAACAACAACUACAACUUCAGAGUCACUGUUAUUUUUCAUUCUAAUCAUUCAUGUUAUUAUUUGUUUAUGUUUUGUUUUUAUUUUAAUUUCUUAAUUUAUUUUUAAUUUAUCAUCACCAUAAUAAUGAGUAACAUGACAUGUUAGUGGUUGUCUGGCUUAUAAUUACAAUCAACUAAACUCAAAAUAAAAACUAGUCACCAAUUAAAGCUAAUUAACUCAAAACAA
This is a messenger RNA of Panonychus citri (citrus red mite), 2688 nucleotides long. RefSeq names its product kinesin-like protein KIF3B. NCBI's taxonomy places the organism in Eukaryota, Metazoa, Arthropoda, Arachnida, Trombidiformes, Tetranychidae. The record is from RefSeq and is a predicted model, not a curated record. Gene Ontology annotation, molecular function: ATP binding; microtubule binding; microtubule motor activity. Gene Ontology annotation, biological process: microtubule-based movement.